Labrus bergylta (ballan wrasse) is the source of this 2843-nucleotide messenger RNA. It is a transcript of the gene adrb3a, whose product is annotated as adrenoceptor beta 3a. The record is from RefSeq and is a predicted model, not a curated record. Gene Ontology annotation, molecular function: epinephrine binding; beta3-adrenergic receptor activity. Gene Ontology annotation, cellular component: plasma membrane. Gene Ontology annotation, biological process: norepinephrine-epinephrine-mediated vasodilation involved in regulation of systemic arterial blood pressure; adenylate cyclase-activating adrenergic receptor signaling pathway. NCBI's taxonomy places the organism in Eukaryota, Metazoa, Chordata, Actinopteri, Labriformes, Labridae.
GUUCUUGCAGCAGCGUCACUGUUGCUUGAUCUUCAACAGCCCAACUGUGGCAUUGUGGGGCUCCUGCAGGACUCAAUGAAAACAAUGCAAACUACUCUAAUCCCAGUGGAUGUAUUUACAUGGACAUGGCUGGGUUUUACUCGCGCAAACUUUUUUUUUUUUUAACUUAUCGUUUCCAGGAUUUUUGAAAGUUUUGCAACUCUGUGAACUAAUACUGUUUCGGCUUUGUGGAUAGUUUGGAUCCUUUUUUUUUUGGGGUGAACAUGUUGCUGUUGCCUACACCAGAAGGACUUCCUGAAACAAUCACGACUUUGGAAACAUGGAAUGAAACUUUUGCCUUUUGAUCACAGCAACAUUAGCUUCCCAGAGUUUGAAAUGUAGGCAAAAAGAAUGAUUAUUUGGUGAGGGAACUUUAUAUAAAAGCAAAUUAAUGAUGCUUGUUAGAAAACUAGAUUCUGUUUAUGCAACCUUGGACUUGAAAAACACACCUUCAACUUCUUCUUACUGAGUUGAGUGGGUAAAUAAUGGAAGGCUACCUGAGCGGUUUAAAUAAAACAAACUCAACAGCUCCCUACCACCCUGCGCUGGGACUCUGGAGCCUUGUCAUACUGGUCCCCAUCGUACUGACAAUAGUGGUUGGAAACCUGCUGGUCAUCAUCGCCAUAACUCGAACUUCACAGCUUCAGACGACCACAAACAUUUUUAUCAUGUCACUGGCGUGUGCCGACCUCAUUAUGGGGGUCCUGGUGGUGCCUUUGGGGGCUUCCAUAGUGGUGACGGGAAACUGGCUGCUCAGUGAAACAUUUUGCGAUGUGUGGACUUCUGUGGAUGUGCUGUGUGUGACAGCCAGCAUAGAAACUCUCUGUGUCAUAGCAGUGGAUCGGUACACAGCCAUUACGAGGCCACUCAGACACAAGGUUCUUCUCAAUAAGCGGCGAUCAAGAUUAAUAGUUUGUUUAGUUUGGGUUGUGUCCGCCUUAAUCUCUUUUGUACCGAUUAUGAAAGGGUUUUGGCGUGAUGUUGAUGACGAUGAAGCAACAAAGAGUUGCUACGAUGACCCAAAAUGCUGUGACUUUGUGACUAACUGGGCCUUCGCUAUUAUAUCUUCCACUGUGUCUUUUUACAUUCCUCUUCUCAUAAUGAUAUUUUUGUAUGCUAAAGUUUUUCUAAUAGCCACACGGCAGGUUCGGCUAAUUGAUAAGAAUCGAAUGCGGUUCCAGAACGAGUGUCCGACAGCACGGAUACAAAUUCCCCCCCACAUAAACAAUGUCCUACCAUCGCCGUGGGUCGGGUCCAACAACUGCAACAGCACAGAACGGAGAAAGGGCUCCAAGCGUAGGCCAUCACGGCUAAUGGUUGUAAAAGAGCACAAGGCCCUCAAGACUUUGGGGAUCAUCAUGGGGACCUUCACUGUGUGCUGGCUGCCUUUCUUUGUUGCCAAUAUCAUCAAUGCGUUUGACAAAAGCAUCCCCUCAGAGAGGAUCUUCAGACUGUUAAACUGGCUGGGAUACAUCAACUCCGGGCUUAAUCCCAUCAUCUACUGCAGAAGUCCCGAGUUUCGUACAGCAUUCAAGAACCUGCUGGGCUGUCCGUGGCUGUCUGCCCUCUGGUUAAAUACUUUCUAUAAAGAGCUGCGGACUCGCUGCUCAUGCUUUCUGUGGCAGACUGAUUCAAGCACAGCCGGCUCUUUCCAGAAAACUCCAACCAGUAUGAUGGAGGGAAAUGAGAGCCUGACCAGUACUCAGGGAAGCAGCAAAAGUGAAGAGGUUUCCUCUGGUCCUCUGCAGUCCAACGGCAGCGCACAGUUCAGUCAGACUUCAGAACCAGAGACCACAUUCUUCACAUUGCAGGAGAAGGACGGAUGAACUGUAAAAUGUUGCGCUACUGAAACAAUCUUCUCCAGCUGUAACUGUGAUUCCUGGAAAAGGCUGAGACCAAACAGCACUGACAAGCGAAUGAAGUGUACUACCAUUGCUCCUGACAGAGUUUCACCCCUAAAGAUACAACUGGACUGACUGUAGUGAAACGGCUGAUUUGGUCCAUACAGGAACACUGUAAGUGUCACUGUGGACGCAGAAACUGAACGAAUAGACACUGCACGGAUGCUAGGUGACACAAAAGUUCAACCUCCAAGUGUGUUGCCUAAAUACUUUUUUGAAAAGACUCUUCCAUCCCAAGUAAGACAAUACAUUAAUGCAUGUUGAAAUGCAUUGUAGUGCAACUUUCGAAAUAUGACUUUCAUUAUCUGAUAAGUUAUCUAUUUAUGAUACACUGAAUUUGUAGCAAAAUACAAACAUUGUCUAACUGAAUACAAGACAAGGCUGCCUUCACUGUCCAAACAGAAACCAAACUGCUUGUGGCACAAAUUUUUCAGUUUAAUAUGUGCUGUGAAUAAAAGGCUACACAUUCAAGUAUUCAAUUAUAAUGAGUUUGAAUUCUUGAAUCUUUCUGUUUUGAGCCAGAAUUUUGUGUUCCCACGAUAGCUGUUUUUCUUACAAUACCCUAAAUUGUUAUACCAUGGCUAAAAAAAAUGUGUAUUCUGAUUGGCCGACUGUUCAAAUCCCAGAACAGGUAAACUCUUAUAAUCCCUGUCAACAAUAAACCAUCAGUGUAAAACAUUUUUCAAGGUACAGUAUUAAGAACUAAAGGGAACUUGCUAAAUGUUACCAUAACCUCCCUAGCAUUUUGACAUUCUCUGAGUGGCCAUGGUAUAGACAAGCCCAUAAGAAAGUCUACCACUGAAAUGUGUAACAAUAAUGGACUUCAUGGAGGAAACAUCACCCCCAUAACAUUCAUUAUUUUGUUAGAUUGAAACACCUUCUAAUGCAAUUUUUUUGACUAAA